AGGAGCCGGAGGGCAGGCCAGUGGGCGGGAAGAGGGGCGCGGGCCGCGCUCCCGGGCUGUCCGGGGCACUGGCCCAGCCGCAGGAGCCCGCGCUCAGGCUCCCGGCCAUGGGGCGGUGGCCCCCCGCGCUGCGGCCGCUGCUGCUGCUCCUGCUGCUGCCGCCGCCGCCGCUGACCCGGGCAAUGCGCGGGGAGCCCUGCCCCGAGCCCUGCAGCUGCCCGCCGGACGGCGCCCUGCGCUGCCCCGGCCCGCGGGCCGGCCUCAGCCGACUAUCACUCACCUAUCUCCCUAUCAAAGUAAUCCCAUCUCAAGCUUUCAGAGGACUUAAUGAGGUCAUAAAAAUUGAAAUCUCUCAGAGUGAUUCCCUGGAAAAGAUAGAAGCUAAUGCCUUUGACAGCCUCCUCAAUUUGUCUGAAAUACUGAUCCAGAACACUAAAAAUCUGGUGUACAUUGAGCCCGGAGCAUUUACAAAUCUCCCCCGCUUAAAAUACCUGAGCAUCUGUAACACAGGCAUCCGAAAGCUUCCAGAUGUUACGAAGAUCUUCUCCUCUGAAUUUAAUUUCAUUCUGGAAAUUUGUGAUAACUUACACAUAACCACGGUACCAGGAAAUGCUUUUCAAGGGAUGAAUAACGAAUCCAUAACACUAAAACUAUAUGGAAAUGGAUUUGAAGAAAUACAAAGUCAUGCAUUCAAUGGGACAACGCUGAUUUCCCUGGAGCUAAAGGAAAACGCGCACCUGCAGAAGAUACACAAUGGCGCCUUCCGGGGGGCCGCCGGGCCUAGCAUCUUGGAUAUUUCUUCCACUAAACUGCAGGCCCUGCCCAGCUAUGGGCUGGAGUCCAUUCAGACGCUAAUUGCCACAUCAUCCUAUUCUCUGAAAAGACUGCCCUCAAGAGAAACACUUACCAACCUCCUGGACGCCACGCUGACCUACCCCAGCCACUGCUGUGCUUUUAGAAACAUGCCAACAAAAGAGCAGAAUUUUUCAUUUUCCAUUUUUAAAAACUUUUCCAAACAAUGUGAAAGCACAGCAAGGAGACCAAAUAAUGAAACACUUUAUUCUGCCAUCUUUGCUGAGAGCGAACUGAGUGGCUGGGAUUAUGACUAUGGUUUCUGCUUACCCAAGACACUCCAAUGUGCUCCUGAACCAGAUGCUUUUAAUCCCUGUGAAGAUAUUAUGGGCUAUGACUUCCUUAGAGUACUGAUUUGGCUGAUUAAUAUUUUAGCCAUCACGGGAAAUGUGACUGUCCUCUUUGUUCUCCUGACCAGUCGUUAUAAACUGACAGUGCCCCGCUUUCUCAUGUGCAACCUCUCCUUUGCAGACUUCUGCAUGGGGCUCUACCUGCUACUCAUUGCCUCAGUUGAUGCCCAAACCAAAGGCCAGUAUUAUAACCAUGCCAUAGAUUGGCAGACAGGGAGUGGAUGUAGCGCUGCUGGCUUCUUCACUGUAUUUGCGAGUGAACUUUCUGUCUACACCCUCACAGUCAUCACACUAGAAAGAUGGCACACCAUCACCUAUGCUAUUCAGCUGGACCAAAAGCUGCGAUUAAAACAUGCCAUUCCGAUUAUGCUUGGAGGAUGGCUCUUUUCUACUCUAAUCGCCAUGUUGCCUCUUGUGGGUGUCAGCAAUUACAUGAAGGUCAGCAUUUGCCUCCCCAUGGAUGUGGAAAACACUCUCUCACAGGUCUACAUAUUAACCAUCCUGAUGUUCAAUGUGGUGGCCUUCAUCGUCAUCUGUGCUUGCUACAUUAAAAUUUAUUUUGCAGUUCAAAAUCCGGAGCUGAUGGCUACUAACAAAGAUACAAAGAUUGCUAAGAAAAUGGCAGUCCUCAUCUUCACUGAUUUCACCUGCAUGGCACCAAUCUCUUUCUUUGCCAUCUCAGCUGCCUUCAAAGUGCCCCUUAUUACAGUAACCAACUCUAAGGUUUUACUGGUUCUUUUUUAUCCUGUCAAUUCGUGUGCCAAUCCGUUUCUGUACGCAAUUUUCACAAAGGCAUUCCGAAGGGAUUUCUUUCUGUUGCUGAGCAAAUUUGGCUGCUGUAAAUAUCGAGCUGAACUUUAUAGGAGGAAGGAUUUUUCAGCUUAUACCUCCAACUGCAAAAAUGGCUUCACUGGAUCAAAUAAGCCUUCCCAGUCUACCCUGAAAGUGACCACAUUACAAUGUCAAUAUUCAGCAGUCCUGGACAAGACUUGCUGUAAGGAGUGUUAACUGUUAUAUCAGUAACCACAUUACUGAAUUAUACUUAAAUAUGUAAAAAAAUUAUCUGUACCAGUAAUUUUAACAAAGAGCUGAUUUCAGGAAAUUAUGUUAGGCACAUUAGGCAAAAAAAGACCUCUUCCUAGCUCAAAGUGUGGUCUAUGACCAUUGCCAGUCUAAAAACUAUGCGUCACUGGCACAUAACCAUACAGAAGUUGAGAGUGUUUAGAAACUUUUACAGCAAUUUUGGCAGAGUAAUUUUAUGUCGGUUGAAUCUAUUAUUUUAAAAAUGAGGUAAUAUUUUGCAUGUCUUUAAUUUUUCUCAUUUUGUCAUUGCAAUAAUUUUUAUUGCAUUUUAUAAAAAUGUUAGUCCAUAACAUUUGAAGUUUAAAAUAACUUGUUCUUUUCAUCAGAUAGCUUGAGAAAUACACUGUAGAGAUGCACUGUUCAAUCUGGUACCCACCAGACACAUGUAGUUAAAUUAAAAUGAAAUUAAAAAUGUAGUUUCUCAGUUGCACUAGCCCCAUUUCAAAUGCUCAAUAGCCACACAUGAUCAGUGGUUACCCUAUUAGACAGCACAUACACAGAACAGUUUCAUCAUCACAGAAAGUUCUAUUGGAUAGUGCUGUCCUAAAGACGUUUAUCUAUCCCAUCUAGGUUCUACUAUUUAAAGUAAAGUAAGCAUCUGAAGGCACAUUUCAGCCUGUUGGUUUGGUGUUUAGUCUCUAAAGAGCAAUGAAGCAUUAAACAGUAUACUGUAAACUCCUUGUGGGUAGGAACCCUGUCUCAAUUUUGUUUCCGUCUCCUAGCUCAGGAUCUCGGCAAUAGUAUCCAACAAAUGUGCUGAAUUACACUGAAGUUAUGAAAUCAAUAAGGGAAAAAAAAUUUUUUUUUUCUUUCUAGGGCCCUAUCUUUUAUGGAAGUAAAAGAAAAUAUUUAAAUAUUUUUAAAUGCUUAACUUUCAUCAUUUCUAUCUUUGAGGGUAUAGAAAAAUACAUCCAAUAUUUGCUAGAGGUAUUUUUAUUUAUCAGAAUUGACUCUUAUAGUACAAUGAAAUUAUGGUUUUAAUUGCAGUGUUUUUUGUAAGUUCUUCUGACACUUUAAAGUAACUUACUGAAAGUUUAUUAUAUGCCAAACAUGUUGAUAAGUAUUUUAUAUAA
Delphinapterus leucas (beluga whale) is the source of this 3358-nucleotide messenger RNA. RefSeq names its product luteinizing hormone/choriogonadotropin receptor (gene LHCGR). The record is from RefSeq and is a predicted model, not a curated record. Gene Ontology annotation, cellular component: plasma membrane. Gene Ontology annotation, biological process: ovulation cycle process; ovarian follicle development; hormone-mediated signaling pathway. Lineage: Eukaryota; Metazoa; Chordata; Mammalia; Artiodactyla; Monodontidae. Gene Ontology annotation, molecular function: luteinizing hormone receptor activity; G protein-coupled peptide receptor activity.